AUGAACAAACAACCGGGAAAUCGCAAAGCAGCGGGCAGAAACCGCCGCGGUGGAGCGCUUCCGCGAGAAAGAAACACUCCGUUGGCGAUUCCGAACCAAGUGGCGGCGAUGCCAGUCCAGAUGACGGUGAGUCCGCCCUUGUGCAGAUCCACACACACACCUUCCCUUGCAGGGCUUCAUGACGCUGGUGCCGCACACGGUGCUCGACGCGAUCGCACUGACGAACUGUCUGAUGAUUGUGCAGUGCACCGAGCCGCUCGAGAUCUUCACGGGCAUCGAGACGGCCAACCGGUACGUAGUGCACGACAUGUAUCUGCGGCCGAUGCUCUACUGCAACGAACGGUCGAACUUUGUGAUGCGGCAGGUGUCCGGCAAGGACCGCAACUUUAUCAUGGAAAUGAGGGACGUGUUCGGCGCGCCGUUCAUGAGCGCCCACCGCAAGAAACCGUGUUGCGGAUGCACCGACUACCUGGGCACCGAAUUCAAAGGCGGUCAGAUCGGACUCAUGAAGAGAGAGUGCUGCGAUGGAAAUGUGAGCAAUUGUAAACCGAUGUACCGUAGUUGUCUGUAGAGAUAGCAAACAGUGGUGAACUGAUAAAAUGUACACAAUGUUUCAAUGAACAUUUUGUCAGUUGACACCUUUUUGAUAUCUCCGCCGGAUGAUUAAAUAUUUCGUUUUGAAUCAACAAAUCUACUGUCUGUACAGUGUCUGAAGCCCCUGAACAUUUCGUGAGGUGUCCGGUUGCGAAAUGUCCAGGAGAAUUAAUUAACCAAUACUGAAAGGUAAUACGACGUUUUGAAAUCAAGAUACUUUGGUUACAGUAACCCUUUUGUUUGCAGUUCCAACUGUUCGGCUCCGGCUGUAACCAGCCUCUUCUUGUGGCGACGCCCGGAUGCGUUGGCUGCGGAGGCACCCAAAUCUUCCCGGUGCUCUGUUAUUCGGGCGUGAAAGUCGGCGAGAUUGUGCGUCUCUACCCGGGAUUCCUGCAGGAGAUGCUCACCGACGCCGACACCUACCUCGUUCACUUUCCAAUGGACAUGCCGCCCCUUCUGAAGCUCCUUCUCAUCUCCUCCGUUUUCCUCAUCGAUUUCACCUAUUUCGAGACUGAUGAAUAG
Molecule: messenger RNA, 1116 nt
Organism: Caenorhabditis sp. 36 PRJEB53466
Lineage: Eukaryota; Metazoa; Nematoda; Chromadorea; Rhabditida; Rhabditidae
Source: the annotation of a GenBank genome assembly